Molecule: messenger RNA, 4054 nt
Organism: Orussus abietinus
Lineage: Eukaryota; Metazoa; Arthropoda; Insecta; Hymenoptera; Orussidae
Exons: 4
Coding region: 317-2935 (872 amino acids)
Source: RefSeq, a predicted model, not a curated record
UCCUUCAAUUUCUGGGUAAUUGUGGAUAAUGGAAUGGCCACUACGAUUUGCUGUUGUUUUUGAAUAAGUGAUAUUAACUUAACCUUACAAACGGCGCUUGCGCGUUGUAAAACUAGAUUCGAGCGCGAUAUCACGUAAAACGUAGAACAUGCAGUGAAAGUUUAUUCGAAUUUGCUGCGUGUUGUGCGAUUCAGACGCGUUGGUGUAAUUGCGUCUUCAAAAGCAAGUGGAGAUGCUGAUGGUACGAUUUAUACAUUGGGUUAAAGUGAAAAAAAGAGAUCAAUUGUAAUAUUUUCAUAUGUAGUAGAAAGCAGAAAUGUGUCGUCAAGUGAGAAGAAAACAAUCACCAUCAGGAUCGUAUACGAGGGCAACGCGUACAGUUGAUACUGUUACAAAAAAAAUACUUAGAUCUUCAAAGGUUUCUGCAAGGAAGGAAGAUCAUGGAGUGAUAUUGAAUUCUACUCCUAAAAUUAACAAAAAGAGAUAUUUGAAGUUGUCGAAAGUUUUAUCACCUGAAAAUUGUACUUCGAUCGUAAGGAGUUCUUGUAUAAACAAGGUAGGCACUUCACAAACAAAUAGUCAUGUCUCUCUUAAAGUUAAUAAGGCUUCGAUGCAACAGGAAAAAAAAUUCUUCAAAAGUAAGAUACACGGACCAAGUGCUAUAGGUGAUAUUGAGAAAUCUAAAGGCAAUUUUAAGAGGAUGGCAUUGCGAGAUAUUAAAAAUAAGCAAAAGGGUAUUAAAAUAAACAGAAAAAAGGAAUUGAAUGAGAGUUCCUUUAAUGUAAAAGUGAAAGAUUCAAAGGAUCCUAUGGCAGUUAAAUGUGAAAGAAGGUUACGCCCACGUAAAAAUGUAAAAAAUUAUUGUGAAGAAUCCAUGCUACUAAAUAAACAUAUUACACCAGGUAAACGGAAUAGUAUUGUAAAGUUAGAAAGAUUACCAGAUUUGGAAAGAAAGAUCCCUAUAUAUAAAACAGUAAAAGAUCUCGAUACUCCUGAGUCGAACAAAAACGAAAUUUAUGAUUUUAUCGUAAAUGGCGAUGGUAUUAAUGAAAAAUUAACAAACACAAAGAGGAAGAGAAAUAGUAAAAAACCAAUGACACGAAAAACAAAAAAGAUUCCUAAAAAUAAGCUUGGUGGGAAAAUCAUUGGAAAAGGUAUUGAAGAAAAUCUACAACCUGUACAACAGAAUAAGAUAAAGAAUGAAGUAAAGAAUCAGAUGAUAAUCAAGAAAUUGGAAAAUAACCUUGAACCACAUGAUCAUGUAAUCAUAAAGAAUUUGGUUUCACCAGAAAAAGAAGCUGAAGGAGUCCCAGACCUGAGCAGACCUGAAAUUAUAAACCCUUCGCAAAAUAUGAAUACGAAUGGCAAUCCAAAGCCAAAAAUUGUGUGUGUUCAGAGUCUGGAUCAGAAAACGAAGAUCAAUAUAGUACAUGUGUUAUCUCCAGUUUCAUCCGCUCCAGAAAAAGGAAUAGACAUAAAUACUGAAAGUUCUGUUUUAAAGACUACUGCUUUAGCAAAUUUCAAGCCAUUCCGACCUACAAAUAUAUUCAAUAAUUUUACAAACCCUAAUGCAGAAAUGAUGAAUCAUUCUCUGUUAAACAAACCAUUGUCUCCUAUUUCUAAAAUGUCAAAUGAUUUUGAUACUUCAAGUCCAUGGAGACCACCCACCCUAAAUGUUUUCUCACAAAUGAAGCAAAUGGUUCACAGCACUCCUCAAGUAAAUCAAUCUGCAACACUGAAGAAAAAGACAAUUAAUACAGCUGAAACAAAACAACCUAUAGGACCACGAAUGCAUUUUACCAAUUUAUUAAAGGAGAAUGAGAAUAGCAAAGAUAUUCAGAAAAAAAGUCCUAAGAAAAGCUCACUUGAUGUAGGCUCACCCAGACAAUUUGGAACUGAACUAUCAAAUGUUAAUUCUACAGUGCAAUCUAAUGUUAAUACAUUUGACGUUCGAAGCGAAACUGCUUUAUUGAUACCAGGUAUGCAACGGUCUGUUGUUAUUAAUAAAGAGAAUACAGUUCCUACCUUUCAAAGCCCAAAAAAUUCGCUUAAAAAGUCUGCAAAGCAGGCAAAUCCUGCAAGUCCUAAAGCACAAGAAAAUUUAGAAAUCAAAACUGUUUUCCAAAAGCUUAACAAGCAUGAUGAAAUUAUUGCGCCUCAACCAGGACCUUCGGGUCUACAAACAGUGCAAAUAACACAUACAAAGCAUGGAUUAUUCGACGAUGUGAAUUCAGCACCAAUCAAUACUGACUUGAAGAAGAAAAAAAAGGUUGAACCAACAAUAGAAAAUGCUUUUGGAUUUGAUGAUUCCAACUCUAUUGUUGAUAAUGUGCCACUGGCUAAGCCUACAAUUCUUGCUCCGUGUAUUUCUCAAUGUGUAGAUAACAAAGCAACUGAUAUAAAUAUAUAUGCUGAAAAAUUCAUGUCCAAACCUGCAAGAAUUUCAAUUGAAGAAAUAACGAAAUUGUUGACAAGGGAGCCUGUAAAAGACAUUGAUGUGGAUAAAGCACACCUCAAAUGUACAAGAGAGUCUCUCAAAGAAACGAAAAGUCUGGAAGGAACGAAUGUUAAUAGAAAACAUGCUAAAAAAAUUGAAACUAUAAGAGAAUCCAGUUUUUUGGAUACCUUUGAUCAAGUCCCAAUGUCGGAAAAUGAAAAGGAGAAAGAAAAUUCCUCAGAAAUAUCACUCUUUGAAGAUCUAGAACCAGUACACUUUAACAAGCCGCCGAGGUAUUCUUAUAAAAGAACACGUCCUAUUAAGUACAGUUUUUCUGAAGAUGAAGAGGACCAGCAUCGGGAUAAUAAUAGGCCUGGAACAAAAAAGAAAAGAAUUAAUAAGGCACACCAUAAAGAUGAAGAAAGAUUAAAGCAGUGGGUUAAAAGUAUUAACGAUACCUUCAGUGAAAUAGAUCAUUACGAUUUGGUAGUCGAAUAGAAUAAUAGGACAUUUCAAAGCAUUUGUGGCGUUCUAUUCCAAAUUUUUGGUGCAAUCUCAUUGCCUACUUUUAAAGAAUGGAAAUGUAUAUUGUGUGAACAGUUCUAAAGACACAUUUACAAAAAUGAAAAGGUGAAUUUAAAACAAUUAGUACUAUACUAAAGUACUUACGAAAAGUACAAUUUAAUGGAAAUUAUUCUUAGAUAUAUAAUACCUUGUAAGUUAGGGUACAUAGAGAUUAACUUAGUUGUACAAACACAUACCUAUUUUCUUAUUUGUGUGAAUGACAAGUUACUAUUCCCUCUACAGGAGCAAGCAUUAACAACAUUGAAAUUUGAACUAAUAUUUAAAAAUUAACUCAGAUGUACAAUUUUAGUGUAUGCACAUAUUACUUCAGUGUCUUUUCAAAGGGUUACAAGAUCGACUUCCGUCCUCCCCUUACUCUCUCAUUCUUCUGCCUCAUUAGUUCACUCUCGCUCUCUCACCCCCAUCCGCUUGCCCAUCUUUUCCCUCCUACUCUCCAUCUCCCAUUCGCUAGUUCGUUUUCGCUCAUUUGUUCAUUUGCUUUUUUGCUCACUCCGCCUUCGCCCCCCCCCCCCCAUCUCUUUCUCCUGCUUCCAUCUUCUCAUCCCCUCUUCCCCCUGUCCCUUCUCCUCAAAGACCUUCCUUAAUACGUUGAGUGCGGAACCGAUUUUGAUGAGCUUUCCGUUCAGGCGGCACAAUUUUUUAUAUAUAGGAUUCUUGACGCCGUGUCAGUCCCCAGGGACUGACGCCGCUUAAACGGAAAGUUCACUGUCAGUCCCUAGGGACUGACGCAGCACUCAACGUGUUAACUAUGUACAUACUAUUGUAGUGAUAAAAUAUAUAAAUAAUACUAUGAACAUAUUUAUAUAAUAAUAUUGACAACUGGUUAUAUACGCUAUCAUUUAUAUUAAGAUUUUUGUAUCUUUGUACCGUUUAGUUAAAAUAGAUACCAACAAACCAGCACUUUAGGUAAAACUCCAAGGUAUAAGGUCUUUAUGUAAUUUAUGAUGUAUACUAUUAUAUUUAAAAAUUUCUUUGCUACACAGAAUAUAGAAAUUAAAAUGUUAUAAUCAAUAUAUUUUCGGUACUUUAAAA